This is a messenger RNA of Podarcis raffonei (Aeolian wall lizard), 2460 nucleotides long. It is a transcript of the gene NUP88, whose product is annotated as nucleoporin 88. The record is from RefSeq and is a predicted model, not a curated record. NCBI's taxonomy places the organism in Eukaryota, Metazoa, Chordata, Lepidosauria, Squamata, Lacertidae. Gene Ontology annotation, cellular component: nuclear pore. Gene Ontology annotation, molecular function: structural constituent of nuclear pore. Gene Ontology annotation, biological process: mRNA export from nucleus; protein import into nucleus; ribosomal large subunit export from nucleus.
AUGCCCGCUGGGCUCAACCAUCUUUACGGGACGCCGACGUCACCGCCCGCGGUGCACUCUGGGGCUCGUAGUCCCGCGCUCCUGAGGCGGCGAGGCCCCGACCGGCUUCAUCGACCGGCGGCGAUGGCGGCGGCCGUGGCGCCGGGCUUGGGAGAGCGCUGGUGGGCGGAGCUGCCUCACCACGCCGUGCUGUGCCGCUUGCGGGAGCAGGCCGACAAGGAGGCCGGGCCGGAGCCGGGGCCCGAGGCGUCGCGCCCGUCCCUCCCGCGGGACCUGUUGUUCGGCCUCGGCGGGGAGCUCUUCCUGUGGGACGGCGAGCGCGCCGCCUUCUACGCCCUCAGCCUGCGGGGCCUGGGCGACGAGCCCGACAGGCUGGGCCAGUACCAGACCCUGCUCUGCAUAAAUUCACCCUUUUUUGAGGUGUAUCAAACUGCACUGAGUCCUACACAGGAGCAUGUAGCUCUGAUAGGAACAAAAGGCUUGAUGGUGCUGGAGUUACCUAAACGCUGGGGAAAGAACUCUGAGUUUGAAGGUGGAAAACCAGUGGUUAAUUGUAGCACCAUCCCUAUUGCUGAAAGGUUCUUCACUAGUUCACCAUCCCUGACCCUGAAGCAUUCCGCCUGGUACCCCAGUGAGACACUGGACCCUCACAUUGUGCUCUUAACAUCUGACAACACGAUAAGGAUUUACAGCCUGAAUUCACCCCAGACACCUGUGAAAGUGAUUCAUCUUUCAGAAGCUGAUGAGGAGACUCUGAGGCUCAAUAAGGGGAGAGCCUACACAGCAUUGAUAGGAGAAACGGCAGUAGCAUUCGACUUUGGGCCCCUGGCAGCAGUCCCCAAGAACAUUGCUGGGCAGCGAGAGAAGGAGGAAGUGCUAGCGUAUCCUCUCUACAUCUUGUAUGAAAAUGGGGAGACUUUUCUGACCUACAUUAGUCUUCUGCACAGCAGUGGAAACCUUGGUCGGCUCUUGGGCCCACUGCCAAUGCAUCCUGCAGCUGAAGACAACUACGGGUACGACGCUUGUGCGGUUCUCUGCCUUUCAUGUGUUCCCAACAUCUUGGUGAUUGCCACAGAGUCGGGGCUGCUUUAUCACUGUGUGGUACUGGAGGGAGAAGAAGAUGAUGAACAGAUGUCUGUCAAAUCCUGGGAUUCAAGAACUGACCUCAUUCCGUCGCUCUACGUGUUUGAAUGUGUUGAACUGGAGCUUGCACUGAAACUGGCUUCAAGGGAAGGGGAGGAACCCCUGGAGUCGGACUUCUCCUGCCCAAUCAAAUUGCAUAGAGAUCCCAAAUGUCCCUCUCGAUAUCACUGUACACAUGACGCUGGGGUGCACAGCAUUGGAGUCACCUGGAUCAACAAACUUCAAAAGUUCCUUGACUCAGAUGAAGAAGACAAGGACCGUUUGCAAGAACUUGGAGCAGAACAGAAAUGCAUCGUAGAGCACAUCCUUUGCACAAAACCUCUGCCAUGCAGCCAAGCGGCCUCAAUUAUAGGGUUUUGGAUCGUCUCAGACAUUCUGGGUCCCACAAUGGUCUGCAUCACCAGGAGCUACGAAUGUGUCACCAAACCUCUUCUUUCUGCCAUCCACCCACCAUGCCCUCCGCUUCUGUGCACCAAGCAAGAUUCGCCGGUUACAGUCUCACCUCUCCGCAUCCUGGCCGAAUCACAGGAUUCCUUUGAGCGACACAUCCGAAAUAUCCUGGAUCGCAAUUCUGCUAACCCUCUCCUAUUGAAGUCUGCAGAUAAAGAAGUUUCCCCUCCCCCUGAAGAAUGCCUUCAGCUUCUCAGCAGAGCGACUCAGGUGUUCAGGGAGGAAUACAUUCUGAAACAGGACUUGGCCCGAGAGGAGAUCCAGCGAAGAGUGAAAUUGCUUCGGGAACAGAAAAAGAAGCAGCUGGAAGAUCUUGCCUACUGUCGAGAGGAAAGGAAAAGCUUGCGGGAGAUGGCAGAGCGAUUAGCUGACAAGUACGAGGAAGCCAAAGAGAAGCAGGAAGACAUUGUGAACAGGAUGAAGAAGGUACUGCGUAACUUCCACUCUCAGCUGCCUGUCUUGUCAGAUAGUGAAAAGGACAUGAAGAAGGAACUACAGACAAUCGAAGAACAACUGCGGCACUUGGGAAAUGCUAUCCGGCAAGUUAAAAUGAAAAAGGAUUAUCAGCAGAGAAAAAUGGAGAAGGGGACCAGUCCGCGGAAGCCUAGCAUCAACCUUAACACCUAUCAGAGGAAAUGCAUCCAAGCAGUUCUGAAAGAGGAGGGAGAACGCAUCCAGGCGAUGGUAAAACAGAUAAAUGAUGUCAGAAACCAUGUGACCUUUUAGAGCUGUCAUGAAUGGUGUAAAGCAAACUCGUGAAACAUGAAGGGAACGCAAACUGCCUUUCUCCUACUUUAUACGUUGGUUCCUUGUGUUAUUUUUUUAUAUAUAAAACAUCUCUGUUGUGAAUAAAUUCUUUUUUUGAAA